UUCAACCAUUCUUCCGAAACCGUCAUCAUCACCGUCAUCAUCCACGCAAACGCCCAUCACAUCAUCACACGACCCACCACCUGUGUUGCUCUUCUGUCCCAAGGCUGCUGACACGCGUGGCUGGUGCUCGAGCUUGGACGCCAAGCAGCGACGAGGAGAGACGCAAGAAUGGGCGGCAAGGCGUCCAAGGACAAGACGCUCACUUUUGGCUCGUUCAAAGUCACAGCGCGCGAGCUUCAUGCCGCCGGUGUCAUCCACCAGCAACAGGGCGAGCUGCAAUUGGUCGACUCGAAAGAUUUGUUCUUCCGCAUCUCGUCAUAUGAGCGAGGUGUCUUUCACAUCCGCGGCAAGUUUCUCGGAAGCUAUCUCGAGGAGUUUGCGUUCAAGCACCAGUACUUCAUUGAGCUGAUUCACGGGUCGCAGGUGGACGAAGCGUGGAAGAAGCUGGCUGAGCGCUACAAGUACGACCGAGAGCACACGCGCAUCCCGUUUGGUCGCUCCAUCUGGUUUGACCUCACAAAGCUCCUCCCAUACCUCUACACAAAGUUUGCGGGACAGGACCUGGUUGAUGAUGGCGAGAGAUUCAUGCAAGAGUCACACAUGCGGCGCCUCAACUCCAUGUCCCAGGCCGUGCGCAAAGCAGAGCAAGAGCAGCUGGUGUGGCACGAGCAGGACAUGCAGAAGGCGGUGAUGGAGUUGGAGGAACUUGAGCGCGGGCUGCGCAUCACCACCGUUGAGCGCGGCUGACCGUGCUGCUGGUGCUGCUGGUGCUGCUGAUGAUGGUGUGUUGUGGUGCGUUGUGGUGCACGUAGUCCGUGGGACAAACGGAUGAUGAUGUUGCUAUGACGAUGAUGAUGGUGGUGGUGGUGCUGGUGGUGGUGGUUGAUGAUGGUGUUCUUCCUUGCUACUUUAUCGUUGUCUCUCUCCCCCUCUGUGUUGUUGUGACCGCGCUGGCGUGGUGCAACCAGGGAAGCACAACGGAGAUGACACGAUCCGAAGUUUGUUAUUGCCCCUAACUUUGUCCUCGUGUGAUAUCAUGUGUGCGUGUGUUCUUGUCUCAUCAUUAAACGUUUUUGUACGACCAA
Molecule: messenger RNA, 1085 nt
Organism: Salpingoeca rosetta
Lineage: Eukaryota; Choanoflagellata; Craspedida; Salpingoecidae
Exons: 5
Coding region: 169-747 (192 amino acids)
Source: RefSeq, a predicted model, not a curated record